Molecule: messenger RNA, 1869 nt
Organism: Helicoverpa armigera (cotton bollworm)
Lineage: Eukaryota; Metazoa; Arthropoda; Insecta; Lepidoptera; Noctuidae
Product: proton-coupled amino acid transporter-like protein pathetic
Exons: 9
Coding region: 130-1509 (459 amino acids)
Biological process (GO): amino acid transmembrane transport
Molecular function (GO): L-amino acid transmembrane transporter activity
Source: RefSeq, a predicted model, not a curated record
GGUAUUUUUGCACUGAAGUGUAAGACAAGGCCGCGUAACAAACUCAUCUCGAACAAUAUUUAAUGGAUGACAGAUCAAACUUCUAAAUGGAACGGUUGUGUGCUGUGUUUCAAUAAUUGUGCCUGAAAUAUGGAACUGAAACCAAACGAGGGUCGUCCGGGACACACUACACAUUCGACACAUGUGCGCCACCAUACAACCCCGGAACGAAGAUUUGUAGAUCGAAGUGCAGAAGGGGAGUAUAACUAUGUCGCCGCAAGGAAUAAUGCUAAACCUACCAACGUCUUGGAGUCAACUGGUCACCUGAUAAAAGGCUGCCUCGGCGGCGGUAUUUUGGGUAUUCAUGAAGCGUAUAUGAAAUGUGGACUUUGGACAUCUUUUUUCAUGACCAUCAUGUUUGGUUUCUAUAUCUCUUAUUGUGUUCACAUCCUAGUUUCUUCAGCACAUAAAUUGUAUGGGAGGCUACACCUAGCGACCCUGUCUUACCCUGACGUUGCGGAGGCUGCGUUAGCAAUAGGCCCGUUUCCUAAACUGAGGAAAUAUAGUAAAAUGUUCAGGUAUGCAGUAGACGUAAUAAUAUGCAUAGACUUAUUUGGAGCGUGCUGUGUCUACCAGAUCAUAAUCGCGAAAACAAUACAACAGUUGACAUUGUCUGGACAAGAUUCAACAAGUAUAUCAUACUUGAGACUGUUUAUCAUAGCUUUAUUGGUUCCCAUAUUAUUGCUCUGUAUGAUCACCACACUCAAGUAUUUGGCACCGUUCAGUUUGGUUGCAGAUUUUUUUAUUGUGGCGUGUGUAAUAGCCACAAUAGCAUACAGUUUGAAAAUCGCUCCACCAAUCGAUGAGGUGCCAGGGUGGAAAAAUGCGAUGGGAUUUUUUGAAUUUUCCGGCGUCGUGGUAUUCAGUAUGGAAGGGGUGGGCGUCGCUUUGCCAAUAGAAAACAAUAUGAAGGAACCCAAACGAUUUAUAGUGGUACUGUGUGCAGGGAUGUCGGUGGUAGUGACUUUUGUGCUCCUCGUGGGAUUCUUUGGUUACUGGGGCUUCGGAGAAAAGUGUAUAUCACCAGUGACAUUAAAUUUCCCGUCGGAAAUCUUUCCCACAAUCCUGAAGGUUCUAAUCGCCCUAAUGAUAUUCGUGACGUUCGCUCUGAACUACUGGGCUCCUUUCAACCUAGUGUGGUAUUAUCUAGCGAAGAGACACGAUUCCUCAAAGCACUGGAUUUGGGAGAGGGUGUACCGAGCUGUCUUCAUCAUCAUCAUCACUAUUAUAUCGGUUAUAUUUCCUAAUAUAGGAAAUUUGAUGGGCCUGCUCGGAGCCUUUUGUUUAUCCAACAUGGGCUUCAUAUUCCCGGCCUUGAUCGACCUACUCGUGGUAUGGGAGAACCCUGGCUUAGGAACGCUUCAGUGGCGAUUAUGGAAGAAUGUCGUAAUACUUAUAGCGGGAUUUAUGCUCUUUGUAGCGGGCACUUACUCAAAUGCCAAAGGAUUGUUGUUUACGACCUACGAAUAAUGUAUCCUAUAGACAUGUAACUGACACUACAAUAAAUAAGCAUUUAUUUAAUUUUGGUAUGAAUGCAAAGUUGCAUGUACGUUUUUAAAAUGUAUAUUUACUCACUUGUGGAAAGAUAUCCCAGCAUUUGUCUUGUACGUAGGGCAAUACAAUUAUCGCGAAAAUAUAAUAAAAGCACGUUUUGAAUACCAACUGCCGACGGCACAUGCCGGCACUGCACUCAAUCGGCCACAGCUGCACUUCUGAUUUUAUAUGAUAUUUACAUGAAACCGUUUUGGAUCGAAGCGGCAGCAGCACGUGCAGACGCCCUUAGAUAUCAAUUGUUUUCAUUAUAGUCGCGGCAUGUGUGGUUAAAACGUA